AUGAGUAACAGUUCUAGCUUCGCGUCGCUGUUUUCCUAACUCUCCAUCCAUGUUGCUACUAUCUUCCCGCCCCGCCCGGUAGCAGGGAAUGGACAGUUUUGGGAAUGACCUGCUGUGACCCCUCACCCACCUAACUGAUGGAGGAUAACCACAUCAACACGCAGAGCCAUAGUUGCGACCGGGACAGGCCCGCUCAUCCCGGGAUUUUCCCAACCCGCGAGUCCGGGAAGAGCGCCCACCAGCCGGGGGGACCCAGCGUGGACUUCCCGGUGUCUGUGGUUCUUCCUGCCGGGGGCACAGGAGAGAGAACCGGACUACAGACACCGAAACAGUUCUGCUCGUUUCUGGGUCGGCCCCUCAUAAGCUACACUAUCCAGGCUUUCGAGAGGGUGUCAUGGAUCCGGAGCAUUGUAGUCGUCGUUGCCAAAGAAAACAUGGACCUGAUGACGGACAUCGUCCAGCGUUUCCAGCACAAGAAGGUUCGAGCGGUGCCAGGCGGCUCGACUCGUCACAGGUCGAUAUGUAACGGCGUGCGGGCUCUGGGCGAUGGGGAGGAGGAGAGGCCGAAGGUGGUCGUCAUCCACGAUGCCGUGCGGCCUUUUGUGGAGGAGGACUUACUGUACAAGAUAGCCAUGGCUGCCAAGGAGCAAGGGGCGGCAGGAGCUAUCCGACCUCUGGUUUCCACGGUGAUAGCCACUACAUCAGAGGGCUACCUGGAUCAUUCUCUGGAGCGAGCCAAAUACCGAGCCAGCGAGAUGCCUCAGGGAUUCACAUAUGAUGUCAUCGAUCAAGCUUAUCAGAAGUGCAGUGAAUCAGACUUUGAGUUUGGCACCGAGUGUCUCCAUCUGGCUCUGCAGUACUGUGGCACCAAUGCCAAGCUCAUCCAGGGUCCGCCAACACUGUGGAAGGUAACCUACAAACGGGAUUUGGCGGCUGCAGAGUCCAUUGUUAAAGAGACUCUAUCGCGGUCGGCCUGUCUUAUCACAGGUGGAUCUGAACAAGCUGUCACGCUGGCUGAUGCUCUGCAGAAGGCUGUUGGAGCUCUUGUCGUGGAGCUGGAUGUCAUCCCAGAUCUGAUGGGAGAAAACGCCGGGUAUCUGUUAAAACAGUGGAACUUCAUCCAGGUUUCAGUCAAUCGUUCAUGCUCGUCUGAAGUGGAGGCCUUGCUGAAGGAUUUGGAGUCAGGGAAUCGUGCUCUUCUCCACCCGCUGGUCGUCAUUUGGGUGCAUUUGAGCGGUUCAGAUGAGCUGUCCGUCAGCGGGAGAGGGGUAGAACCGGCAGCUAUUAUGGACCUGGCCUCAGCAGCUAAGCCCCGGAAUAUUCUCCUCUAUGGCAUCCAGCUUGGUCAGACAAAGGACACUGACCGAUGGGAGAGGUCAGUGUUGAGGGUCGCCGAGAUCACGUCCGCCCUGAUCCGGGAGAGGAGCCCCGCCCUGGUGGGACAGCUUCUGCAAGCAUGAAGGGAAGCAGAAACCA
Molecule: messenger RNA, 1476 nt
Organism: Etheostoma cragini (Arkansas darter)
Lineage: Eukaryota; Metazoa; Chordata; Actinopteri; Perciformes; Percidae
Gene: crppa
Product: CDP-L-ribitol pyrophosphorylase A
Exons: 10
Coding region: 138-1460 (440 amino acids)
Biological process (GO): isoprenoid biosynthetic process; protein O-linked glycosylation via mannose
Cellular component (GO): cytosol
Molecular function (GO): D-ribitol-5-phosphate cytidylyltransferase activity
Source: RefSeq, a predicted model, not a curated record